This is a messenger RNA of Penicillium lagena, 867 nucleotides long. RefSeq names its product putative glycosyl hydrolase. Lineage: Eukaryota; Fungi; Ascomycota; Eurotiomycetes; Eurotiales; Aspergillaceae. The record is from RefSeq and is a predicted model, not a curated record. Bases 1 to 867 code for a protein of 288 amino acids. The transcript has 4 exons.
AUGCUCUAUACUGAAGAAGACAAGCUAGUCUCCCGCCAGCCCGGCUCAACUAUCGAGAUCCCCGCUGGUAAGGAAUUGAGCAUUACAAACGGCAUAAUGAAAGCAACUGUUUCCAGGCACGGUAUGACUAUAGAAUUCAAAUCCCAAGAAAAGAAGCCGCUUGAAGAGUACGCCCACCAUCGACGAGCUCCCAAGAAUCCAAAAUGCAGUGCACAGGAGAUUGAAGCGCGCGAGCUGCGUCCGAUCCUACGUGGAGACUGCCUUCGCACGAUAGGGUUUGUCGUUUCCUCGCAUGCCGAUGGGGCUCUACGGAAUAAUCCCGUUAUUGGGCAGGUGAUGCCGGCUACCAAAGUCAUGAGUUUUGACGCAUAUUCCAGAAAAGUCUUUGGAUUACUGGUUGUGGGCGGUGAUACACCCGCGAGAUAUAGGAAGCAUAUCUGCUCGUCUGGCAUGACUGCGGCAUGCGAAUUCAUCUGCAGUGCGACGGCGACAUCACGCACUUUGACGCAACUAAUUCCGAGGCACGCAAGUUUGUGUGCCUGCAAGGCAAAGAAGAACUACUACGAGAAAGGCAUCCAGGUUUUCUGGCUGGACGAAGUAGAGCCCGACUACUCUAUCUAUUAUUUUAAUAUCUACCGCUAUCACGCCGGCAGUAACUUCCAGGUCGGCAACAUUUUACCCAAGAAAUACGCGCGUGGCUCUCAUGAAUUCAUGCAAGCCCAGUGUCAACCGAAUAUUGUGAAACUUCUAUGGUGCACCUGGGCAGGUAGCCAGAAAUACGGGGCGUUGUUUGGAGCGGUGGCAUCGCGUCUUCUGGGAUUCAUUUCGGAACCACUUCGCUGCAGGUUUAAUUAUGGGACUCUCUAG